Xiphias gladius (swordfish) is the source of this 3541-nucleotide messenger RNA. RefSeq names its product schwannomin-interacting protein 1. The transcript has 4 exons. Gene Ontology annotation, biological process: positive regulation of hippo signaling. Gene Ontology annotation, cellular component: cell junction; plasma membrane. The coding region runs from base 357 to 959 and encodes 200 amino acids. Lineage: Eukaryota; Metazoa; Chordata; Actinopteri; Istiophoriformes; Xiphiidae. The record is from RefSeq and is a predicted model, not a curated record.
UUAAAUUAAAGUAAGUUGUAUUGAUGAUCAUUCAUCUGCACUCUUACCUGAUCAGUUAUUUUAAUGCAGGACUUUUGCUUUUAAUGGAGUAUUUCUACAUUGUGUUAUUGCCAUUUUUACCAAAGUAAAAAGGCGAAAUACUUCUUCCACCACUGUACCCAGGGAAACUCAUUUAUUAUUUACUUUUUACUUUAUAAUUUUACCACUACGGUAGAAGGUAAAGCCUAUUUUGUAAUCAUCUAAGCUUGGUACGUACAUACAGUAUAAACUAAACCCAACUUCUCUAUAAGUUUGACGUCAUAAAUGUCACAGCGGGUUUAUUUACUGUCUGACAGUCGGCUGUUUAUUUAUCAUUCAUGUAUGAAAACACAGAAGUUUCAUUUGACGUUUUUCAUUAUUGUUAUUCACUUUCCUUGAUCUUGUGCUGUUGUUUCUUUCCAGAGAGGAAGAUGGAGGGAGAGAAAGAGACGGCCGAGGAGAAGGAGGAGGAGGAGGAGGAGGAGAAAGAGCUUCAUCAUCACAUUGCAGCGGCGUCCUCUGUGGACUACCAGGACCUUCCCAUCAUGCACUGGGAGGAACUGAGCCAGCGGAUAGCUGAGUUGGAGAAACAGGAGCAGGAGAGGAGGGAAAGGGCGAAGGUUUCCAUGGGAACAGGGCACAACGGCUGCCAUGCCGCCGGGCUGAAACAGGAAGUGGCCACGGCUCUGAGGACGCUGAGAGACCAGCUGCUGGCUGAACAGAAGGAGAAGGAGGCCGGCAGCAGCGGUGUUGCUAAGCGGAAACAUCUGGAGCGUUGGGAGUUGCAGGAGUGUUCAGUGCAGCAGCUCAGCAGCUUGAGAGCAUCACUUCAACAGGAUGUACAUGCUCUGAGCUCCGAGCUGGUGGCCCACCUGUUGGUACGGGACCAGCUGAGGACGAAGCAGGACGCCAUGCUCCUGGACGUCCAGGACCUGACCUAACACCGGGACCACAGACCGGACGAUCCACACAAACUCAACCAAGCCUUCGAGUUUUCUCCACAUUAACGUGGACAUUUGCUCAUUCUGGGACCAGGUUGAGCUGCUCGUCCACGUCAGACCAGAAGUCGUUCAAUUCAACGAAACGUUAGCCAACCUGCUAAUUUAUAGAAACUGACGAAUCUCCAGCGUGCGGAGCAACAAGAGGGAGAUAGGAGUGGAUGGUCGAGUUGAAGGAAAAUUGAAUAACCCAAAAACCCCCCAAAUGGAAAAGUUCAUAUGAGAGUACACGACAGCAGGUUGACAUGAAACGACAAGAAGAAGUAACCACGGACAAAUCAACAAAGAUUUCAGUUGGAUCGUUGGGAGACCAAAACCAUUCGUCAACAUCUCCGAUCAGCUUCUGGCUAGCGAGGAGCUAGUCGCGACUACGAGGCCUGUAAAACAUCCAGAAGAAGGACAAACACAACACAGCUCUCCAACACAGAUUCCGUCACAAUUUCUUCUAAACUGCAGUCAGCCAUUUGACUCGUGUUGGUGCUUUGGUCCCUCUGAUAAGCUACUCAGGAUCUGUGUUUUCAGGUUUUUUCUAUUGUACCUGGAAAUGAAGGUAGACGCUGGGAGUGGAAAUAGCACAAUAGUAUAGAAAUCAUUUUGGGCUAAUAGACUGGGUGGCCAGUUUUUACAGUUAAGAAAACUAGACAUAGUUCUCAUCAUGCAUGGAUGAUUAGCAGGUGACACUUCCUGAUCGCGAGUAACAUCAAAGGAAGGAGGAGCUGUACAGUAUCUCACUCGGUUUCAGACAGAAACAACGUUUGGAUGGACUCGGACGUCAUUUGCUCAGAUCCAUCGAAAAACCGUACGAGAAGGAUCAUUGACGUCUGGAUUUAUAAUCUAUUACAAUCCUCUUCAUCUCCUAAAGGUUCUGGUCAUAUGCGACCAAUUUACAACAGCAAGAAAUGAAUUGCUACCUGGAUUAAGCAGGUCAGAGUCUCUCCUGUUCACAGUGAUGCAGUCUGUUGUUCACCUGUAAAGUGCCACGAGUAGUUUCAAAGCCAGCGUACUUUCCCACCUCCGCACGGCUGACCUGACCCCAACCCAGUGUCCGGAGGGUGUGGUGGGAGUUGGUGUCCGAAGCUACCCUCCCAUCCAACAAGCAGCUUGGACGGAGUAUAAAGCCAGCUUAAGUGUCGUUUUAAUAUUUAACCAAAACUACAAGUAUUUCCAGAUCUUUAACCAUGUGUUUCAGUAGCUUGAACCUUGAAACAGGUGGGUCACAAGACGCGAACCCCGGACCCUGGUGUUUAAGUCCUGAGCUCUAUACAUCCAUCCAUCCACGCUGACCACCUUCCUACGAUUUUUGUCCAGUACGAGAGCGCAACACUUCAUCAACUGGAAAAACUUGCUCUGCUAGUGAAUAUAAUCCCCACAAGCAGUUAGGUUUCCCGCAAAACCUCCAAAGUCACAAAUAAACGAAACUUUCAGGGGACGGGUUUGUCAGGGUGCGAGUUUCACCCCCACUCUGUUUAGAUUAUCAGCCCGAUGCUUUGGUUUGGUUGUGCAAGCGUGUCAGAAAUGGCUCAUCUCGGUUUCGUUUCAGUGUCGCUAGUGUCGCUACUAUCACAGAGGACAGACGCAGCGAGCGUCUCACUUCCACAGAGCGCUUACGUAGUUAUUCCUGGAGAGACAGAUGCUUUCACGGAAAAGGCCGCUUGGAUGUCGAUCUCUAGUGUGCAUCGGUUGCCUCUGCACUUGGCUUUUUUGAUAUCCGCUUCCCAAGGCGCGUGACGUGGCUGAGUGUAAAUCGGUCGCGUAUUAGUGGAGAUCCACCAUAAAACAAAUAUGGCCGCAGUGAUUUCCAAAUGCUAAUGGGACCCAAACAGAAGCAGUAACAUCAUCAGAAGACAAUCGCUAAGCAAAACAAAAAACCUAGUUUUAAAAGAUGAGGGUGUGAACACACGCCCACGCUAUUUUCCGUCAGAGUUCGAGCAGUUUUGAUUAUUUCACGUAAGGAACUUUGGUUAGCGUUGUUUUUUCCGAGCUCUUCUCACUUGUUUGAAGGGCGCAGGACGCGCAUUUCCAUCCACCAGUCAAACUUUGAGCAAUAUUUGAUUCAGGGUCUGAUGGCUAAUGUCAAUCAAAUGUGAUUAAACCACACUCACGCGGUUCUGAUGAAGCAGAUAAGCUCCGUUUUUUCGUGUGUUUCAUGCUUAAUUAAUAAUGAGUGUUGAUGUUUUUUUUUUCCAAACUUACUUUAAUUGUUGCUUAUUUAGCCGUAAACAUUUAAUGUAAAAGAAGAAAAAAGUGGUUUUCAGGGGCUUCGAGAUGCUUUCAAGAAACAAACGCUGGUGUUGUCGAAGAAAAAAGGACGAAACCUUCAGUAAUGUACAAGAACUAAAACUUCAGGCAGGUAGCAACCGGAGCAUGUGGAACUUAUGAUAAAAAUCCUUCUUUUUUACGUGUUCAAACAGUCUAGUUGGAACAACUCUUUUUGCAUUGAACUUUAAUGUAGGACACGUACAUGUUGUGAUGGAGUCUGUUCAUUUCAAUUUGUGUUUGCUGAUGGAAAAAAAAAAAAAAAAAAA